GAAUCGGGUGGACUCGAAUAAAUACGAGCGCGCACACAAUCGUCGUCGUCGUCCUCCUCAUCGUCGCGCGCGAGCUCCGCCUCCGCCCAUGGCGUCGUCGCCGCUCAUCACCCCCGCAGCCACCACCACCACCACCUCCUCCUCCUCCUCCUCCUCCUCCUCCUCCUCCCUACGCCUCUCCCCCUCCCCCUCCGCCACCCCCCACCGCUUUCCCUCGAUCCAUCGCACGUCUGCGCCGCCGCGGCGGAUCCGGUUGCGGGGCGCCCUCCGAAACCCUAGCCACGCCCAGAGGCUCCCCGUGCGCUGCGCCGCGGCGGCGGCGGCGACGAUCGGCGAGGGAGAGUUCGCCGCGGCGGUGUUGGAGUCGGAGCUCCCCGUCCUCGUCGAGUUCGUCGCCGAGUGGUGCGGGCCGUGUCGAUUGAUCUCCCCUGUUGUCGAUUGGGCUUCGCAGGAAUACAAGGGCAAACUGAAAGUCGUAAAGAUCGACCACGAUGCGAAUCCCCAGUUGAUUGAAGAAUACAAGGUCUAUGGCUUGCCAACCUUGAUUCUCUUCAAAAAUGGGAAAGAGGUUCCGGAAAGCCGAAGAGAAGGCGCGAUGACUAAAGUAAAGCUGAAAGAGUACUUGGACGACUUGCUGGAGCCCACUACUGUAGCUUGAUCUCUUCGUAUUUUUCGUAUAUGCAGUGCAUAGUUUUUGGUGACAAACUCAUCUACUUACGAAGAGUUUCGCCAAGCUGGUUGUCCAAUUCAACUUGUAAGUUACUUUUUUGAGAGCCCAUGUGUGUUUUUGCACUCCAGUUGUGAUGUGUAUAAUCUCUCUGUAACAUUAUGUUGUUGGCAAUAACUAUGCAUAUUAAAAUUGUAACAGCUAUUAUGAUACUCCAAUGUUUUCUGGUUUCUUUUGCAGCAAUUUUCGAGAACUAUUAGCUAUUA
Ananas comosus (pineapple) is the source of this 933-nucleotide messenger RNA. Its product is annotated as thioredoxin X, chloroplastic-like. Gene Ontology annotation, cellular component: cytoplasm. Lineage: Eukaryota; Viridiplantae; Streptophyta; Magnoliopsida; Poales; Bromeliaceae. The coding region runs from base 89 to 658 and encodes 189 amino acids. Gene Ontology annotation, molecular function: oxidoreductase activity, acting on a sulfur group of donors, disulfide as acceptor; protein-disulfide reductase activity. The record is from RefSeq and is a predicted model, not a curated record. The transcript has 2 exons.